This is a messenger RNA of Dreissena polymorpha, 2206 nucleotides long. RefSeq lists its product as uncharacterized. NCBI's taxonomy places the organism in Eukaryota, Metazoa, Mollusca, Bivalvia, Myida, Dreissenidae. The transcript has 5 exons. The coding region runs from base 160 to 678 and encodes 172 amino acids. The record is from RefSeq and is a predicted model, not a curated record.
GUUGAGACAGGCAUCGAGUUUACCUUUAAUUAAAUGUCCACAAUGUUUACCUGAACACCGCCUCACCUGUUGUUUACUUCCGUUGUCAAUGCUAACCGGUGUGUGUAAAUAAGUCACUUCGUCUGGUUAGUCCCUUCAAGUACAGCAAACACUGCCGCCAUGGAGAAGGGGCUCGAAUACAGUACCAGCCGGGGGUCGAUCCUCGCCGAGCGCGGUCCCCGCAACAUGGUGCCUCUCAACAAUUACCUGGCCGGAACCGGAAAGAGCAUCGUGUGGAUGGGCGCCGCCUAUUAUGUGCCGAGCGAGAACAGAUGGAUCCAGCAACACGAGUACCGGACGCUGCCGCGGGAGGCGCGCCGUGACGCCAUUUACUUCGAGAGCGAGGACGACUGGGUCGCCUGGAAGGAUCGAAGGGAUCGGCCGUCACAUCCGUCAGGGAUAUCGAUGUCUGGUUACCCCACCGCGUAUACCGGCGUCCCCGUACCGACCCUUCUACCGUCCAAAGUGAAUGCAAUCAACAGACGAUGGUCCGGUGCUGGAUACUUCACUCCGUCCAGUAACAGAUGGUUCCACGACACGGAUAGCCCCGGUCUUCCGAGGGAGUCUCUGCAGUUCUACAACGAGGAAGACUGGCUAAAGUUCAAAUACAUGGUGGCAAAUCCAAACAUGAGAAAGUAACACACGGUGGAGAAUCCAAUAUGAGAAAGUAACACACGGUGGAGAAUACAAACAUGAGGAAAUAGUGUCAGCAUUAGUCUAGCAUUAUAAAACUGUUUAUGAGCUUCGUUGUAUCAGAAUUAGUAUAUACAUGUAUUAUUCUAGCCUUGUUCUCUGAAAACUGGGCUUAAUGCAUAUACGUAAAGUGUCGCCACAUACUAAUCUAUGCAGUCCACACGAGGGACGACACUUUUCGCUUUUAUAGAAUUUACCGCUUAAAAGAGACUCUUCGGAAGGAAAUUCCAAUGUGAGCGGAGAGUAUUGUCACUGAUUAGCCUGUGCGGACCACACAGGCUACUAUUGGGCAACACUUAACGUACAUGAAUUAAGCUGAGUUUUCCCAGAACAUGGCUCAUAGGGUUUAACCCUUUGCAUGCUGGGAAAUUUGUCGUCAUCUAAUAUGUCGUCUGCUGAAUUUCUAAAAUUAGCAUUUUCUUCGAUUUUUUUUCAAAGAAUACUAUCAGAAUAGCAAACAGUUUGGAUCCUAAUGAGACGCCACGUUUUGUGGCGUCUCAUCUGGAUCCAAACGGUUUGCAAAGGCCUUCAAAAUUCGGUUCCCGCACUGAAAGAGUUAAAGGGACAUUGUCUCGAUUGUAAGAUAUUUAAACUUGACGAUUAUUGUGUGACAAAAUGCCAUUACAAAAUAAUGUAAAACGGCUCAAAAUUAAAAAAAAAAUAUGUUGAUGAGCGAGAAAUUAAUUGCAUUUAUAACCUUCCGAAAUUCGCAGUACUUUUAGAUAUGCACUCUCUCAAAUCGAUUCCACUUUUCGGUUUCAAUUUUCUAGUUUUCUUAACCCCAUUGUUAUAGUUUAAUUUCCAUGACAAAAGUUUAAGCGUUUUACUGAUUUUUUUUAAUCAAUUCGUGAGCAAUAUUUUAGUUGAUUUCCUUGUGCUGAUUGUUUUUAGUUUGUCCGUAGUGUCUGAAGAUGAUAAGUUUACGGCGUAAUAAAAGUCAAAAAUCUAUUAAACGAAUAUAUCUUAAAAUGUUUAAGCAAUUACACAUCAAAAUAUCGCCCUAAAAGAUAUCGCAGCAAACAAAGUUUUAAGGUGUCUAAGAAUGUCUUUUAAGUGCCAUGUCGACCAACGACGUAUGCUUGCAAGUGUGUGUAUUACCUUGUGAAAUGCAUUCCUAGAGACUAAAGCUUACAACGAACAAUCAAACGAAUUGUUUUAUGGGAUAAAGUCGAUUUACAUUUUUGCAGUUAUUUUUGUUGGAUUUCAGUUCUAAACAUCGUAUGAAAAACUUCAGUUCGGUGCAUUUUGUUUUUAAUUUAUAUUAUUUGUUUGUUGGUAUUUUUUAUAUUGUUAAAACUGUUUUGUAUUGCUUUAUUGUUGUGGCUUUGGAUAUACAUGAGGUGUAUUUCCAUUUGCGCUUAGUUCAUUGUCUUUAUUUUAACGAUAUGUUCACGGUGUUUUCGAAACUGUUCACGUUUUACUUGCAUAUAAUUGUUAUGUUUAUUUUGUAUUCGCAAUAAAUAAGUUACCGUUA